CUCAAGAACAAAGUACCAUCAUUUCAUUUCCCAAAAUUCAGUAACAUCGUCCUGCUACCGGAGAGAUUAACACCUGGGAGUGAAAAAUGACCCCUGAAUCAUCAAUUCUUGUCUCUGGAGCACAGCCAAUCCUACAGAUUUUGAUCUCUAUCGCUACCCAAGAAAUCAGUCUAGCUUGGGGUGUGAAGGGAGAGUUGAAAAAGCUACAGACUACCUUGACCACCAUCCAAGCUGUACUGCAGGAUGCUGAGAAUCGGCAAGUAGAGAAAGAGGCAGUGAAAGACUGGCUAAAGAGGCUCAAAAGGGUUGCUUAUGAUGCAGAUGAUGUGCUGGAUGAGUUCAAAUAUGAAGCCUUACGGCGUAAAAUCGAGACCCAAAUACAAAUGAAGGGAAAGGUACGCAACUUCUUCUCACGCUCCAACCCAUUUGCAUUUCGGCUUAAAAUGGCCCAUAAACUUAAGGACAUCAAUGAAGUGUUAGAUGGCAUAAAAAAUGAUGCAAAUGGCUUCAACCUUAGAGUGGAGCCUGCUAAUUCCACAGCUAUGAUGAACAAAGAGGUCCGGCAAACCUUCUCUCUGAUAGAUGAUUCGGAAGUAGUUGGAAGGGUAGACGAUAAAUCAAAACUGUUGGAUAUGCUUGUCAACACUAGCAAUGAUCAAAUCAUUUCAGUCAUCCCCAUUGUGGGAAUGGGUGGAAUUGGGAAGACCACCCUUGCUCAGUUGAUCUUCAAUGAUCAGUUGAUUGUAAAUAAUUUUGACUUAAGAAUGUGGGUAUGUGUGUCCGAAGAAAUUGAAGUGAAGAGACUUCUAAAAGAAAUCAUAGAAUCAGCUGGAGCUAAAUGUGAUGCAUCAAACUUGGAUGUAAUAGCACGUAACCUCCAAGAAAAGUUGAUCCGUAAACGGUUUUUGCUUGUAUUGGAUGAUGUCUGGAUUGUAGAUCAUUUUGUUGAAAAAUGGGAUACGUUAAUAACUCCUUUAAGAUCUGGCGGUGUUGGUAGCAAAGUUAUUGUGACCACACGCAGCACUGAAGUUGCAGGAAUUGUGGCCUCAAAUGACACAUAUCAUGAUCUGGGAAUAUUACCGGAAAAAGAAUGUUGGUCUUUAUUUAGUCGCAGAGCAUUUAGCAAUGGAGGGCCUCUAGAAACCCCAAACCUGGUAGAAAUCGGAAGGAGAAUCACAAAAAAGUGUGGUGGAGUGCCUUUAGCAGUGAAGGUCUUAGGAAGCCUAAUGCACUCCAAAAAAGAGCAUGAAUGGUCUUCUAUGGAGGAAGAGGAAGUUUGGAAUUUACUAAAAGAUAGAAAUAGAGGAAUAAUGCCCAUAUUAAAGUUGAGUUAUGAUCAUCUGCCAUCACAUUUGAAACAUUGUUUUGCGUAUUGUUCAGUAUUUCCUAAGGAUUAUACUUUUGAUAAAAGAAGGCUGAUACAAUUAUGGAUGGCGGAGGGAUUCCUUCAACAACCCAAAGGAAGCAAACAAAUGGAGGAUGUUGGAAAUGAGUAUUUCAAUAUCUUAUUGUGGAAUUCUUUCUUUCAAGAUGUGGAAAAAGAUGAAUAUGAAGAUAUAAUACUGACAUGCAAGAUGCAUGAUCUUGUACAUGAUCUUGCACAAUUUGUUGGAAAGGUUGACUAUUCCAACAUGGAGGCCAUUAAUGUAGAAGACAUUUUUGACGAAGUUCGUGGUUUGUCACUUAUUUCGUUUCAUGAUAGAAAGAUGGAAUUUCCAGAAGAAGCCUUGAAGAAGACAAAGAAAUUGCGGACAUUAAUAUUUUCAUCAUCAAGCUUGGUUUCAAAUGAGAUGUUGAUGAACUUCCAAAGCUUGCGUGUAUUGGGAUUAAGUAAAUGUUCGAUUUAUAACUUGCCGUCUUCAAUAAGAAAAUUGAAACAUUUAAGGUACCUUGACCUCUCAUACAAUCCAAUUAGAGUGUUGCCUGAUUCUAUCACUAGCCUCUACAAUUUACAGACGUCAAAACUCAAUAAUUGCAGUCAUCUGGAAGAACUUCCCAAGGAAAUGAGAAAGAUGGUUAGCUUGAGACAUAUCGAACUUCACUGGAAAGAUGACCUCUACACUCAGAUGCCAAUUGAGAUGGGGAGAUUGACUAAUCUACAAACAUUAACAAAAUUUUACGUAGGCAAAGAUGUAGGACGCAGUAUUAAGCAACUAAAGUGCUUGAAUCUCAGAGGAGAACUGACCAUACGGCGUUUGGAGAAUGUAACAAGUGGAAUAGAAGAAGCAAGGGAGGCGAAUUUGAGAGGGAAGCCAGAUAUUUUGUUCUUUAACAUUAAAGUGGAAGUGGGAUUAUCCAAGUGAUAGUGGCAAAAUGCAUGAUGUGUUAGAAGGCCUAGAACCUCAUCCAAACUUGAAAAUGUUUUCGAUGGCAAACUUUGGCAGUGUAAAAUGUCCUACAUGGAUGGAAAGUGGUUUGUCAGCAUACAAAAAUUUGGUUUCGUUCAAACUCAAAUGGUGCCGUAGAUUGGAAUAUGUCCCAACGCUUGGGGAGCUACCCUUUCUUAGGUAUCUUUACUUAAGUUGUAUGGAAAGGGUGAAAUGUCUUGGUCGGGAAUUCUAUCAUAGCAGCAACAGUACUGGUGCAACUUCUUCAGGGACGGUUGCAUUUCCAUCUCUUAAGAAACUAUGGUUAUUUAAUAUGAAUAAUUUGGUUGAAUGGUUGGAAGUGUUUCCUUCCUUCCCAUCUCUUGAGAUGUUGUCGUUGAAGUCAUGCCUUCAGCUGAAAAUCAUGCCAAGUUGAUUCCCUUCCCUCAAAAGCUUGUACUUCUAUGGUACAAAUAAAAUGGCACUAAAUUCAUUGUCAAGAAACCUGAUCUCUCUCAACCGUCUUCGUAUUGAUCAUUGUCCAGACCUCAAGUCUGUGCCGGAGAGGUUGCUACAAAACAAUGCAAAUGUUCUUCAGAUAGUGGAGGUUUCAGGUUGCGAGAGGCUUGAAACAAUUUUUCCAAGUGAAGGACAAGAAGGAUCCUCACUUACCCUAGUCUUUCCGUCUCUUCAAUCCUUGGAAAUAAGGAGAUGUCCUUUUGUAAAGCUUUUACCAGACGUAUGGGGAAUGACUUCUCUUCGAAAGUUGAAGUUGACAGACUUUGCAGGCUUGAAGUCACUACCAGAGGGGUUGCAGUGGCUCACUAUGCUUGAGAGUUUACACAUUGAUCGGUUUUCAGAGGGGAUGGAUUAUAUAAAAGGGGAAGAGGAUCUCCCGCACCUUGUCUCCCUUCGACACCUAACACUUGUUGACUGGCCUCAGCACAAGGAUCUCCAAGACCAACUAAGGCACCUAACUAAGCUAACAUAUGUGACCACAGAAAGAUGUGUUUGAAAUGGGAAUCAAGGUCUAUUCUGGCUUUGUGAUGGAAAUCAGCGUAUCUCCCUAUUUGCUUUGGCUACAUUAAUUGAAUGACUCAUCUCUCUCGGAGAGUUGGGCAAUUUGAGUUCCCCUGCUUUUGUGCUUCAAGGAGUGGAAGAUGCAGAAGCAAUCAAACAGCUUACAUAAGAUGUUCAAGUGAGGUUUUGUUACAUAUAUGAAGGGGCAGUGGAGGAACCUACGCCCUAUGGGAGACCUUCGCAAUCUAUAUUUUGUUUCUUCUUUUGGAAAUCUCGUACAAGGAUGUUCAGGAUACAUAUAAAAGGCAU
Molecule: messenger RNA, 3635 nt
Organism: Macadamia integrifolia
Lineage: Eukaryota; Viridiplantae; Streptophyta; Magnoliopsida; Proteales; Proteaceae
Product: putative disease resistance protein RGA3
Exons: 3
Coding region: 87-2303 (738 amino acids)
Biological process (GO): defense response to other organism
Molecular function (GO): protein binding; ADP binding
Source: RefSeq, a predicted model, not a curated record